Messenger RNA from Helobdella robusta, 2331 nucleotides. RefSeq lists its product as hypothetical. NCBI's taxonomy places the organism in Eukaryota, Metazoa, Annelida, Clitellata, Rhynchobdellida, Glossiphoniidae. Gene Ontology annotation, molecular function: chromatin DNA binding; transcription coactivator activity. Bases 1 to 2331 code for a protein of 776 amino acids. The transcript has 8 exons. The record is from RefSeq and is a predicted model, not a curated record.
AUGGAAAAAAGUCUUUCGGAAGAUAAUAAUAACAAUAAUAAUAUUAAUAAUGAUAAUAAUAAUAACAAUAACGAUAAUAAUAAUAAUAUCCACAGUAACAUGGAAUCAAGUUUCGAAAUUCUGAUGAAGAAGCAUCUUGAAGAGGUUGAGAAGCAGAAACAAAUGAACAAAAUUCUUCAAGAGCAAGUUAUCAAAUCUGGAAAGAAUGCUGAAUCCAUCAACAACAACUUCAACGCCAAUAACAACAAUGACACUAAUAACACCAACGUUAACAAAGACUUGAAGACUGCAAUUAUGGCCAACAACAACAUUAACAAAAUCAACACAAACAACAACAACAAUUUCGACAAGAGAAUAUUUUCUCACCGCUACUCAAAAGACUUCCUAACCAAAACCAACCCAACGAAAUUUUCAUCAAUCCAACAACAACAGCAGCAGCAGCAACAACAACAACAACAACAACAACAAAACAACAAAAACACAACAACAAACGAAUUAGAUUAUUUGAAGGUUCUUUGUUUGACGUACGAAAGUGAGAUUGAUGACGUUAGCGUUCAAUUAAAAUUCGUCCAAUCCGAGUUAGAAGCAAAGAACAAGUUGCUAGAAGAAAAUGAAAUUGACAUAAAACUGAUGUCCAAAGACAUAAAAGAGUUGGAGAGUAUUAUGGAAAGCUUGAGGAAAGAAAAACAGGCCGUAGAAAACAGUUUUCAAGAAGUUUCUCUGGAAAACCGGAAAUUGAGAGAUGAUUUGAGAAUGUCUGAAAGUUCGAUGGAAAAAUUGAAAAGCGAAUGCGAAGAAAAUAUUAAAAGCAUCACAUUAAAAUUAGAAGCUACCUCAGAAAAGCUGAACGAAUGUACGAAAGUUUUAAAGUCGCAACAAUUAACCGAGGAAAAUAACAACAAAAUGAUAGAGAGAUUGAAAAAACAGUUGGAAGAGAAUGAAAGAGUGAAAGAUGAAUGGACGCAGAGGAAGAAUGAAGCCGAUAAAUUAAAUCAAAAUUUGGAAAAGAAAAACAGAAUUUUGGAGAAACUGUUGAGCAAAGUGAAGCGUGAGUUCAUAGACAUGCUGAUCGACGAGAAGACAAAAAUAUUUUUAAAAGUUACAAAAGUGAACCUAGAUAACAACGAAAAUAAUAACAGUAACAACAACAACAAAAACAACAACAACAAUAAUAAUAAUAAUUAUAGUAACAGCAAUUGCAAUAAUGAAAACAUCAACGUUAAUGAUGAUAAUUGGGUCCUUGAUGAUAUCGGCAAACAAACUCAUCAAUACUUUGCUCAAAAUCAACAACAUCAACCUCAACAAAAUCAAUUUCAACAACAACAAAUACCACUACAACAUUACCAACAACAUCAUCAUCAUCAACAACAACAACGUCAACAACUACCACUACAAUCUCCAAACAUUUUCCGCCAACAAGCUAGAGUACCAUCUUUGUCUCAGCAGCAAAACAACAACAACAACUACAACGAAAAUAGAAACAAUAAUGAAUACAAAAACAACAAUAACUAUCUAUUGACAAUCAACAAUGACGUCAUCAAUAACCGUAGAAACAACAACAACAAUACCGACAUCAACAUUGCAACAAAUAACGACACGAAAGUCACCAACGACAACAGUAACACCAACAGCAACAAUAACAACUACAGCAGCGGAAACAUCAACGACUAUGACGUCAUCAACAACUACGACGUCAUCAACAGGAAUGACAUCAACAGCAACAACAACAACAACAAUGAUGACAUCAUCAGCAACAACAAUGAUGACAUCAACAACAUCGCCAACGGAUUUUUCCAGAUCGACAAAUACAUCAGGGAGGUCGCACGACUGAAAGUUCAACAUGAAUUAGAGUUGCAAGAAAUUAUGAAGAUUAAACAUUCAAUAAUGCAACAAAAACAACAGCAACAACAUCAACAACAACAUCAACAACAACAAAAGCAACAACAUCAUCAUCAACAACAGCAACAACAUCAUCAACAACAGCAGCAACAACAACAACAGCAGCAACAAUUACGACAACAACAACAACGACAACAACGAUUAACAGAAACAUCCACACCAAUGUUGGAUGCCAUCAACAACAGCAGCAACAAACUCAACAACAUCAACGACGACAUCAAUGACAACAACAACAACAACAGUCACCGCAACAUCAACAAUGGCAUUGACAACAAACGCAACAGCAACAAAAUGUUGCUCAACUUUUCGACAAACGAACUUUGCAAAAGAUUGGAAGACAGGAUGAACAGUUUAUCAAGAAAGAAAAACAACAACAACAACAACAGCAACAGUAGCCCCAUCACCAACAAUAGCACAUUUGGUAAAAACUGA